AUGAGAUUCAAAGAAAUGAACGAUCAAAAAAGAACGAGCAGAGAAUCUUCAAUCCAGAUCACGAACAAUUAUCUUCAAAAUGUCUCGACGCACAAGAAGAUGACGAAUGAUGAGAGCGCCUCUUUGAUGCCUCCAGUCGAGCGGCAAGCUCUGAAUUUGAAGAAAGUUGACAAUCGCGAAAGUCCUUACAAAUUCAACCAUCUUCCGAAGCGGCAUCCCUGCACAAUCGAAUUUAAUCAACUCAGUUAUUUCGUCCCUGAGGGAUCAAUCUUUCACGACAAGGGAUUCAAGACAAUUCUCAAAUCCGUUUCUGGCUCCUUCCGAGCAGGAGAACUGACCGCGGUCAUGGGUCCUUCCGGCGCUGGCAAAUCGACUCUUCUCAACAUCCUAGCCGGCUACAAAGAGCUCGGCACUCGCGGCACGGUCAACAUCAACAAAAAACCGCGCGUUCCCUCGAAAUUCCGAAAACAGAGCUGCUACAUUAUGCAGGACGACCAACUGCUACCCCAUCUGACUGUGAUGGAGGCGAUGAUGGUCUCGGCACAGCUCAAGUUGAAGAAAUCGCAGGACAAGAAAGAACUGGUGAAUGAGAUUAUCACUUCUCUCGGGCUCUGGAAUGCGAGAAACACGCAAACUUCGGCGCUUUCUGGCGGACAGCGAAAACGACUCGCUAUUUGCUUGGAGCUUUGCAAUAAUCCACCAGUGAUGUUUUUCGACGAGCCCACUUCUGGCCUCGACUCGCAGACUUCCUUCCAAGUCGUCCAGCUGAUGAAAUCGCUGGCAAAAGGAGGCAGAACAAUCAUUUGCACGAUCCAUCAACCAUCCGCGCGUCUUUUCGAAAUGUUCGACCGACUUUACAUUCUCGGCUCGGGGCAGUGCAUUUACAACGGAACCGUCAAGGGACUCGUUCCUUUCCUCAACUCGCACAAUCUUCGUUGCCCGAAGUUUCACAAUCCGGCUGAUUACGUCAUCGAAGUCGCGAGUGGCGAAUUCGGCGAUGUUACUGACACCCUCAUCAAUUCCGUCAAAAAAGGUGCCUGCGAAGAUUUCCAAACAGACGAAGGAAUAAUGAAAUCGGCGCCAGAUAUUUACGAGCAACUUGUCGAUUCAGUUCUGGAUUCAUCGCCCGAAGAUCCACUGCCACUCGAGUACAGUUCUUCUACUGCUACAGAUGAAGACGACGAUGAACAUUUUUCGUUCAACACUUCUUCUUUGACGCAAUUCUGGAUUUUGCUGAAGCGUUCCUUUCUUUGCAUAAUGCGCGAUCAAAUGUUAACUCAACUCCGGUUCAUUUCUCACGUGAUCAUCGGCCUCGCCAUCGGUGUUUUAUACAACGAUAUCGGCAACAAUGCGUACUACACUCAACAAAAUGUCUCCAUGGUCUUUCUUGUCACUCUUUUCUUGCUCUUCUCCGCCCUGAUGCCUACAGUCUUGACAUUUCCGAUGGAAAUGCAGGUUUUUGUCCGGGAGCACAUGAACUACUGGUAUUCUCUCAAAUCGUACUACAUGGCCAAAACUUGCGCCGAUAUGCCCUUCCAGAUCGUUUUCCCCGCUAUUUUCUGUGUAAUCAUCUACUUCAUGACCGGCCAACCUUUCGUCACCGACAGAUUCUUGAUGUUUUAUAUCAUGUCAGUUUUGACUUCCUUGGUUUCCCAAAGCUUGGGAAUGCUCAUUGGCGCUGCUUCCCCACAAGUUGAGGUGGCAACUUUCAUGGGCCCCGUAGCUUGCGUGCCUUUGCUUCUUUUCGCCGGAUUCUUCAUCAAAGACGAAAUGGUUCCCGUCUACUUGAAAUGGUGCAGCUACGGUUCUUUCGUCCGCUACGCGUUCGAAGGAAGCUUGAUUUCAAUCUACGGCCCAGAUUUUUCCGGAAACGAUCGGGAAAAAAUCGCAUGCGACGCUCCUAAUGACCCGGAUAUGGUUGAUGAUAUUUUUGGCUUGAUGUCUCAGUGCGCCGCUGACAACCCAAAGCAGAUCAUGUCUCAGUUCGACGCAAAAGGCGAAAACUUCGGCUGGGAUUGCGCGAUGAUGAUCAUUUUCUUCCUUGUUCUCCGGCUCAUCGCGUAUCUGGCUCUAAAAGUCAAGCUUUCUCUCCACAACGACAACUUGUUGACUCACACUCGCUACUUUUUCCAGCAGCUGAAGCACGAAGGCUUCCGAGCUGCUUUCGGCUGCAACAAGUCCACCUCUUCCUGCUGCUGCUAG
This is a messenger RNA of Oikopleura dioica, 2202 nucleotides long. The record is from the annotation of a GenBank genome assembly. Lineage: Eukaryota; Metazoa; Chordata; Appendicularia; Copelata; Oikopleuridae.